AGAAAAAAAAAACUCAGGCCAUCGUGGCUUAUUUACAGUUUCGAAGCCGAAAAUUUCUUAUUCAUAGCAGAACGAAAACCCUAGAAUUCCCACCCCAUCAUCUCAAUCGAUCGGUUUCAGAACCAUGCCGGUUGUAAUCGAUCGUCGGAAUCUCGCCGGAAACCGUCGUGCUUGAAAGGGACUUUAUUCGGAUUUUGCUGGACCGAGUUCAGGGAGCACUGCCUGCGACCAAAUUUUUUUUUUCAUUGCAAAUGCUGGCCAUUCGGGUUGUGUAAUAUAUAGAGAAGGAUCAGAUACUGAUCAAGGGUAAACUGAAAUAACCAGUUACCUAAAAUAAUGGUGUCAAUCCGAAGAAAUUUGGUGCCUAAAACUGGAUUUGGUUCUCUUGAACAUGGGCUUCCAAGGUGUGUUUUUGUCCUCUUCAAAAUGGUGAAGGUUGGGAUUCUGACCCCACAAAUGGACUGAAAAAGGCAAGUGAAGUCUGGAUUUGGCUUCCCUAAGGUGCACAUCACUUUAGAAGGUUUAUGCGAUGGACAUGUCUGAUGCCGUAAUUGUCAAAUCUAGCAGGUUGAAAUCUGUUGUAUGGAAUGAUUUUGAUAGGAUUAAAAAAGGCGACACAUGUGUGGCUGUUUGCAGGCAUUGUAAUAAGAAACUGAGUGGAUCAAGUACCAGUGGAACAUCACAUCUAAGGAACCAUUUAAUCAGGUGUCAGAGAAGGUCUAGCCAUGGCAUAGCACAAUACAUUACUGCGAGAGAUAAGAGAAAGGAAGGGACUCUUGCAAUUGCGAAUUUCAAUAUAGAUCAAGAUCCAAACAAAGAUGAUACCCUUAGCCUUGUGAAUAUCAAAUUUGAGCAGGCACAGUUGAAAGAGGACUCUGUAAGUACUGGAACUAGUAACUUUGAUCAAAGACGGAGUCGAUUUGAUCUUGCUCGCAUGAUUAUUCUACAUGGAUAUCCAUUGGCUAUGGUUGAACAUGUUGGUUUCAGAGGUUUUGUAAAAAAUCUACAGCCAUUAUUUGAGCUUGUGACAAUCAAUAGGGUUGAGGCUGAUUGUAUUGAGAUUUAUGAGAAAGAGAGAAAGAAGAUGAAUGAGACAUUGGAUAAAUUGCCUGGAAAAAUCAGUGUUAGUGUUGAUGUGUGGACUGCUAUGGGUGAUGCUGAGUAUUUGUGUUUGACAUCAAAUUACAUAGAUGAAUCAUGGCAAUUAAGAAGGAGGAUAUUAAAUUACAUAAGGGUUGAUUCUUCUCACACUGAGGAUAUGCUUUCAGAAGCUAUCAUGACUUGCUUGAUGGAUUGGGAUAUUGACCGUAAAUUGUUCUCCAUGAUAUUGGAUAGUUGUUCUACCUGUGAUAACAUUGCUGCUAGAAUCGGUGAGAGACUUCUGCAAAACAGGUUUCUUUAUUGUAACGGUCAGUUAUUUGACAUUCGCUGUGCUGCUAAUGUUCUUAAUGUCAUGGUUCAGCUUGCUUUGGGAGCUGUGAGUGAAGUUGUAAAUAAGAUUCGAGAAACUAUUCAUUAUAUUAAAAGUUCACAAACUACACUGGCAAAGUUCAAUGAGAUGGCUAAAGAAGUUGGGAUCCUCAGUCAAAAGUGCCUACUUCUAGAUAAUGCAUUGCAAUGGAAUUCUACAUAUUCAAUGCUUGAAGUUGUCUUAGAAUACAAGGAUGUUUUUAUUCUUUUGCAAGAAAAUGAUACUUCCUAUAGAAUCUGUUUAACUGAUGUAGAGUGGGAGAGAAUCACUGCAGUUACCAGCUACUUGAAGCUUUUUGUUGAGGUUAUAAAUGUUUUCACCAAGAGCAAGUAUCCAACUGCAAAUAUUUAUUUCCCUGAGCUCUGUGAUGUUAAGUUGCAUUUGAUUGAAUGGUGCAAGAACUCUGAUGAGUAUGUCAGUUCUUUGGCGUUAAAGUUGAGAAGCAAGUUUGAUGAGUAUUGGGAGAAAUGCAGCUUAGGGUUGGCAGUUGCUGCCAUGUUAGACCCUAGGUUCAAGAUGAAGCUGGUAGAUUAUUAUUAUCCACAAAUCUAUGGUAGCUCAUCUGCCGGUCGCAUUGAAGAGGUCUUUGAGGGUGUGAAGGCUCUGUACAAUGAACAUUCUAUAGGCUCCCCAUUAGCUUGCCAUGAUCAAGGUUUAGCCUGGCAAGUCAGUAAUGGUCAACUUUGCUUGCCAAGUUCUGCAAAGGAUUCCAGGGAUAGACUGAUGGGAUUUGACAAAUUCCUCCAUGAAACUUCUCAAGGUGAAGGUGCAAAAUCAGAUCUAGACAAGUACUUAGAAGAACCUCUCUUUCCACGUAAUGUUGAUUUCAACAUAUUAAAUUGGUGGAGAGUUCACACUCCCAGGUAUCCUGUCUUAUCCAUGAUGGCACGAAAUGUUUUAGGGAUUCCAAUGUCAAAAGUCCCACCCGAGUUGGCAUUUAACUAUAGCGGAAGAGUCCUUGAUCGUGAUUGGAGCUCACUUAAUCCAGCAACUGUCCAAGCUUUGGUGUGUUCACAAGAUUGGAUUAGGAGUGAACUGGAAAACUAGAAUUGCUUUUCCCCUGCAUUUCAACUGUACAUGCCAACUCUCUUAGAAGUAUCUCCAUUGUAAGUUAGAUCUUCUAAUUUCACAUUUCAAUUUUCUUGACCUUUUUGUAUGCAGAUUAUAUUUAGCCCAUAGCCUUAUGCAACUAAGCGAGUUAAUUACUAUUUUAUUUGUUAA
Molecule: messenger RNA, 2692 nt
Organism: Lotus japonicus
Lineage: Eukaryota; Viridiplantae; Streptophyta; Magnoliopsida; Fabales; Fabaceae
Product: zinc finger BED domain-containing protein RICESLEEPER 2-like
Exons: 4
Coding region: 530-2518 (662 amino acids)
Molecular function (GO): protein dimerization activity; DNA binding
Source: RefSeq, a predicted model, not a curated record